Penicillium oxalicum is the source of this 306-nucleotide messenger RNA. RefSeq lists its product as uncharacterized. The record is from RefSeq and is a predicted model, not a curated record. NCBI's taxonomy places the organism in Eukaryota, Fungi, Ascomycota, Eurotiomycetes, Eurotiales, Aspergillaceae. The transcript has a single exon. The coding region runs from base 1 to 306 and encodes 101 amino acids.
AUGGAACCCACUUGGAGGUUGGGAGCUGCAAGGGCACGAUACAUCUUGAUCGAAGUCAUGGUCCUUAUUGUAGUAUCGCUUCAUCGUCUCUCCCCGUACUCGCUCACUCUCGAUAAGGUCAUGGAGAUGGGGGAUAACGAGAUCUCGAUAGCGAUAGGCGCUAUCAGCGGGUCCCUCCAGAGCUCCCCCUCCCAGAGCUCCUCCCGCUCUCAAGAAUUCCAGAAGCUCUGGAGCCCGGAGCGAAGGGUAAGCUCUCACGCACAGUGGCAACCCGUCCCUGCACAGCAGCGCCACGUUACGGAGUAA